AUGGGCGGAGGCGACGGCGGAUCCAGGGAGAGAUGCAAAUUUUGUGGUCCCGGGCUUUUGGGGGCUGCCCAAUUUAAGCCCCAUAACUCAGACCGCAGCGUUGGAGAAAUUAGUUCAGCCCAGGGACUGGCUCCUCCUGCUUAUCGAGCGUGGGAAUCAAAGAUUUGAUUUGUGACUAGGCUACAAAA
Drosophila sechellia is the source of this 188-nucleotide messenger RNA. RefSeq lists its product as uncharacterized. NCBI's taxonomy places the organism in Eukaryota, Metazoa, Arthropoda, Insecta, Diptera, Drosophilidae. Bases 1 to 168 code for a protein of 55 amino acids. The transcript has a single exon. The record is from RefSeq and is a predicted model, not a curated record.